Molecule: messenger RNA, 1217 nt
Organism: Talaromyces stipitatus ATCC 10500
Lineage: Eukaryota; Fungi; Ascomycota; Eurotiomycetes; Eurotiales; Trichocomaceae
Exons: 3
Coding region: 1-666 (221 amino acids)
Source: RefSeq, a predicted model, not a curated record
AUGUGCCAAGCCGAGCUUCCAUCUGGCGUAACUCUCCGACACCAUUUGUAUCAUCCUUGCUUCUUCUACUUCUUCGACACUUUCGUACUCUUGUAUACGACCUUCGUGGGAGAUAAGAUAGAGUAUACCAUCAAGAUGUCUUACCUUGGCCCUUUUCACAUCCUCAGCUACGGCACCCUCCUCGGAGCCGAAAUCUACCAAUCCUUCAUAGGCGGCACAACAGCCUACAAAGCCCUCCCACGCCCUCAAUUCUCAACUCUCCAAAACAAGCUUUUCCCCAUCUACUUCUCUCUCCAGAGCGCAUUACCGCUCGCCCUUGCCCUAACUUUCCCCGGAAAGUUCGGCACAAGCGAUUUAUCGAGUAUCUAUGGCGUGAUUGCGGAAGAGAAUCGGUAUACGGUUUUAUUGCCGUUGACGUUGAUUUCGGUGUCGGGGUUGGUUAAUAUGUUUUAUUUGACGCCUUUGGUGGGCAAGGUGAUUAAGGAGCGGUUUCAGCAGGAAGCCAUUGACAACAAGAAAGCAUAUGAUGCUCCUCCUCAUUCUGAGAGGAUGACGGAACUCAACAAGAGAUUUGGCAAGUUGCAUGGCAUUUCGAGUUUGUUGAAUAUGGGUGCUUUGAUUGCCACGAUUGCUUAUGGGGUAUACUUGGGUAAUCGUUUGCACUGAGCGAGGACAGCAAGCUGCUGUUCAGCAUUGUGUAAUUGGUUCAUACACGCUGAACAUAGUUCGCCCGAGCUCGCAACUAUGGCAAGUCCGCAGGGGGGUAUCAUAGAGUGCACCGAGUAAAAACACCAGGAUGACUUCCGUUUGGAUACUUCUGAACUCCCAGUGUGAAUAGUUACGAGCUUGGGAAGUUAUAUUCGGUGCUUAUUGACGACUUUGGUAGUAUAUAUUGUAUCGAUACGAUGUUCAACUUUUCAGAGACUUGAAUCAAUUCGAAUCCAACUAAUUGAAGGCAUGGCAGAGCAAUGCCUAGGUAAUAGAAACAGGGGUAUAAAAUCACCUAAAAAGAGCUGUUAUACGUAACCAAGCAAGUGGCGUAACAUGAGACUAAUCAAUCCACCCAAUCUCGUCAUAUAACUUAGAAAAAAAAAAAGGUCUUACUAGGCAAUUGUUACACAGGGUUCCCGACUUGUUACAAUGGUCUUCCUCACGUAACGGACUCAAGACUCGUUGAGCUUUUCAAUGCCCUGGUAGAAUGGAGGCAAAGGCUCCAA